AUUUCGCUAUUUAGCUCAUAUAUUUCAUUUAUGUAUUGGUAUUUGUCCCCAGGUUGUUUUAAUAGAGUAUUAUUCAACAAAACACGAUCGAAAAAAGGAAAUAAAACUCUGUUGACAGACCAUAAAAUGAAUGUCAAGUGUUGUACAGUUUAUCCUUUUUAAUACAAAAUACAGGCCCAGUAAUUCAUUUUGUACCUACCAAGUGUGUGCUGGACCACAAAAUAUACAUUUACAUAUUUUUUUCGAAAUAGAAUAAAACCUUUUUACGUCAUUAUACGAUCACCAGUCACUGCGCUAGAAUUAAAAAAAGCCCAAAUCAAAUGGUGGCCAUUAGUGACGUGUCGGUCGUGAAAGAAUCGGCUGUAAGAGCCGGCUCUUUGAGAUGAGCGGCCGGAGCCCUUCGCGUCGUUCGGUGCCAAAUGGGAGCCGAUUAGUUUUUUCCUCUCCUUUUGUUCUUUUAAAGGCGAAUGUCAUUGGUCAAAAUGUAUGGCUGCGUCUCUGGGCGGGGUUAAACACGCUGUGGUGGUCUUAGAGCUAUACUUCGUGAGAAAUUUGCAUGAGAAUAUUGAACCUAUUUUGACCUAAUUUGUCUAUUGAGAUGGGUUGUAUUUUAUAAUGUAACUUAAUGUAUAUUUGGAGCUGUUCAUUGAGGUUUAAAUAAAUCUAUUUAAAUAAUAAUGAACAUUUGAUAUCAUGUAUUUUUACAUUAGUAAUUAAUUUUACACAUUACACAUAAUUUGGUAAUAAAUUAAUUUAAGACAACAUAAAAAAACGGGGAGCCACUUGGGAUCCGAAAGAGCCGGUUCUUUUAGUGAGCCGAGACAAAAGACCGAUCUCUCUAAAAAGAGCCGAGAUCACUGGUGGCCAUUUCAUUGUAUUAGGCAUGCGCGAAAUUCUCUCCCGGUCACCCCACCCCCUUUGAUGACGUUGAACUUCCGUGUUGCAGUUCGCGGAUGUUGUCACAAGUGCUUUUCUCACCGCCGAAACGGCCGUUCAAACUGGAUAAAUGGAGCCAUUGGCGCCCAUGCGUCUGUACACUCUGUCUAAAAGGCAUUUUGUGUUGGUGUUCGUGGUGUUCCUCGCUUGUUUCGGCCUCACAGUCUUCAUUGGAAUUGCAGGUCCCAAGAUUCUUGCUGAGCAGGUGCAGUUCGUUGCCAAGAACGUCUCAGUUAAGACUGGGCCUUUCAACUUACAUUCCCCGCCUCUAACCACGUAUCAUCAGCAGCUGUGGCUCACUUGUGUGAUGCAGGCUGAACACAUUAAUGUGGGCGACUUCCAGCAGCCUUUUGAGAUCAACGUGGAGCUGAAGGGGGUGGUGCAGGACGCCAGCGUCAUGCGCAUCAACAACAUGCACAGCAAAUCAAGAACGCUACACUGCGGCGAGAAGUGUGACGAGAUCAUCGUGCUGCAUCUGGGCUUCCUGAACUACAACCAGUACAAGGUCAAGGUCGGCUUCAAGGGCCUUGAAAACAUCACUUACAAUCUUAAGGUCAACUUUGUGUGGAAAACCUACAAUCCCACCUUUUCCCAAGUGGAGAUCUGGUUCCGCUUUGUCUUCGUGGUGUUGACAUUUGUGGUUACGUGUCUUUUUGCGCACUCAUUGAGAAAGUUUUCCAUGAGGGAUUGGGGCAUUGAGCAGAAGUGGAUGGCCAUCCUACUGCCUCUGCUGCUGCUGUACAACGAUCCAUUUUUUCCAUUAUCCUUCCUGGUGAACAGCUGGUUUCCUGGGAUGCUGGAUGACUUCUUUCAGGCUCUCUUCCUAUGCGCCCUGCUGCUCUUCUGGCUCUGCGUCUACCACGGCAUCCGCGUUCAGGGCGAGAGGAGAUGCCUCACGUUCUACCUGCUGAAGCUGGUCAUCGUGGGCCUUUUGUGGCUCUCAGCCGUCAUAUUGGGCAUAUGGCAGACGGUCAAUGAACUCCAAGACCCCACCUACCAGUAUAAAGUGGACAUACACAACUUUCAGAGCAUGAAGGUGUUCUUCCUGAUCGUGGUCGUCCUGUACGUCCUCUACUUGGUCUUCCUCAUUGUCAGAGCUUGUUCGGAACUCAAGAACAUGCCCUACUCAGAUCUGCGGCUCAAGUUUUUGACCGCGCUGACAUCAGUGGUGCUCGCCAUCAGCUUGGUCAUUCUCUACUUGAGGUUUGGUGCCAAGGCGCUCCAGGACAACUUUGUGGCUGAGUUGUCCACCAACUAUCAAAACUCAGCCGAGUUUUUGUCCUUUUACGGCCUCCUCAACUUUUACUUGUACACUUUAGCGUUCGUCUACUCUCCCUCCAACAAUGCCCUUUAUGACUCCCAGUUGAAGGAUAAUCCCGCUUUCUCCAUGCUGAACGACUCGGACGAUGACGUAAUAUAUGGGAGCGAUUAUGAGGAAAUGGCUUUACAAAAUGGACGUGCAAUUAAAGCAACCACCAACUUCCACGACGAGAGCGACAGUGACUGAUUGGACUUGGCUGGAAAACGCACCGAAGAAUUUGUCGUUUGUGUAAAUAAGACGUAUUUUCCAAAUUAUACACUGCAAGUGUAUAUGAAUUUAUUUUUUAAAAAAAGGACCACUUCUCCAGAAUGUACUGUCAUUUCACUGGAAACGGUGGCGUGCCACCACUCAAAACGUACUUUUCUUUCCAUGCACAACCAGCAUUUCUUCAUCGCCAUGGAGUAAUAGCGCCGCACUCGAAAGGGAAAAUUAAAUUAUUGUUCAAAACCAAUUUUUCAUGGAAGACAGGUUUAAUAUUUUAUUUCACUUCAACCACGUAAACAUUUUUUGUAAUCUUACAGCUAUAUUCUUGCAAAAUGUAUCACACUUUUGACAGAAUAUCACAUUAUUAUUAUAUUACAAUUUUAUUGCUGUUUGUAAAUUGUAGUAUUCAGAAUAUGAAUUGUAUUCUCAAAAAAUUAGCAUUAUUAUUAUUUAUUUUAUUUAAUACACUCCUCAUCAAGAUUUGAAGACCAGUUGAAAAAUUGGAAGAAUUUACAUUUUGCACUAAGUAGAGCUUCAAAAUGCAAAAUCAGGAGUGUUCUGUUUGUUUCUCUCUGUGGCCCCAAUUCUCCUCUGAAACACUCAAAAAACCUUCAAAGGAAGGGGAAAAUUGCUAAUAUUAACCUGGGAAUUGCUUUUCCCUUCAUGUACUUGUACAGCCAAUCUGUAGUUAUGCCUUUCUGUUAAACUACUGAUAUCUCCGUACUGUCGGUCAUUCCAAGCUGCUGCCAAGUUUGACCAAAGCACUUUGAUGGUUGGGAUUAAAAAGCAGCGGCCACAUCUGAACUGUAAAUCAUGUCAAGUGCCAAAGCUCCAUUUAUAAGCCACAUUUGCGCUUGAUGUUUUUUUAAAAAUGACAAUGUGGUGGCAGAAUCGGAUGUGUCUUUCUGUGAACACAUUUUUUGUAAUUGCACUUGUGGAGGCUUUAUUAUUUAUUUGUUAGAAAACAUUUCAUACUGUACAGGAUUUGUAUCUACUACUGAAGUAUCAUGUUGAACAUAAUUAUGGUUAAACCACUGGCCAGACAUCUUUGCCUUUCUAUUCAAUAUAAACAUAUUCCUCUCCUUGCACCAACAUGCCAAACAUUUACCACCCUUUGUUUUGUCAGACGUUUACGAAGGCACAUCAACGUGGUGCCUUCCCUUGACAUACUCAAACUUCCUUUUUAGGAGUCAAUUUAUUGAACAUGUACAGGUAUUUCAGUGUGAGUGUAGCCUUGGGUGGUUUCAUGAGCUUGUGGGUCCUGGUGUGUUUCAAAUAAAUUGGAUAAAACCUGCA
Molecule: messenger RNA, 3757 nt
Organism: Dunckerocampus dactyliophorus (ringed pipefish)
Lineage: Eukaryota; Metazoa; Chordata; Actinopteri; Syngnathiformes; Syngnathidae
Gene: tmem181
Product: transmembrane protein 181
Exons: 16
Coding region: 1007-2443 (478 amino acids)
Molecular function (GO): toxic substance binding
Source: RefSeq, a predicted model, not a curated record